Harpegnathos saltator (Jerdon's jumping ant) is the source of this 1471-nucleotide messenger RNA. Its product is annotated as UPF0605 protein GA14893. Bases 680 to 1471 code for a protein of 263 amino acids. Lineage: Eukaryota; Metazoa; Arthropoda; Insecta; Hymenoptera; Formicidae. The record is from RefSeq and is a predicted model, not a curated record. The transcript is spliced from 7 exons.
CGGAGAUCUCCCCCUUGCGUCGUCAGUUCCUCUCGUCUCGCCCCUCGCGCGCGACUCUUCCCACCCCCAUUUUCGAGGAACGUCUCGCUUUUCGAGAUGAAAUCGCUUCUAUCGCGACUUCCGCGAUUUUUACGUAAUCGAGCGCGAACGAAUCUUCCCGGUUGUCUCACGACAAAUCCUCGACUUCAAUUUUCAUGUGAAAGAAAGCGACAACAAAGGAGGUCGCUCGCGCGCACUCGUCAAGUUGUCGCACGGGAAACUCCGCCGUCGAGACGUGUUAUCGUCGUGGUGGUCUCGUGAAAACUGGAAAGCGAAACAAUGAUUGUGCACCUUCUCCCGUUUGAGACACGCAACGCGUGUCCUCCCUACUCUAUCGCAGGCACUCUCUCCCUCUCCUCCCAGUCGUCAUCGUCCCGAUACUUCCCUUGCCGGUCGAUUAUCUCAGCCCGCAUUAAUUCCUUGCGCGUUGAAAGCGACCGCAAGAGCCCGUAACGAGUGAACGUAACCGCCCGACGAAACAUCCGAAUUCCGAUCGUGCGGCAUUUUAUUAUUAUUGUGCGCGAUAUUCUCAGGAUCCGCGCGCGGUCCGCGUAACCCCCUCGUCGCUCGUGAGGGCACAAAUCCGCAGUUUCCCCGGCGAGUUUCAAAUCGACAAGUACCUCGGUGCGGAAGCGAGACGAUGGAACUGUUAACCACGCCGGAGCCUCAUCUUAUCCCGGGAUAUGCCGGUUAUUGCCCGCAGUAUCGCUUCAGAUGCGGCGAAACGUUCGCGAAGACUACGCACAAAUUGCUGCUCGAUCCUACAGUUGACCAUGCGGAUAUGCUCAUCCUGUCGAGCCGCGCGGCCACCGAGAUAACGAGACCGCCGCAGCGUGAUGUAGACACGGUCAACGCACGCUCCAAGAGAACCCCCGUCCCCGUCUUCGUUCACUCGAUGAUACCGGGAUACGAGGGUUUCCUGCCGAGAUCAGGCAGCAGAUACGGUCAGAGAUUCGCGGUGAACGCGACCGAGCAGGUCGCCGAAUUCGAGCGCCAGCAAUUACGGCACAAGGAAGCUCGAGAUCGGCUGAGAAGAAGGAUCGAGUCGCGGGAUUCGCAGGAUCGCUCGCCGAUGGAAGGCUCAUUCAGAUCGCUCUUACUUACCGUGCGACCGGAAUGCGUGGGAGCGAUGACGAAUUCGUCGUCUGACGUGCAAAUGGCAAAAGGAUACGCGAAGUACGACAACGCGCGUUCGAGUACGCCGCCAUUCAAAAGUUUACUGCACGACUGCACGACGACUUAUCGAGAAGAAGUGACUAUGUCUGGCCCUGAUCCACCGAUACUUGUCCAGCCCAAUGAGAUCUACCAUAAACACGUCGGUCUGAUACCGAAUUAUCUCGGCCAUGUUCCUGGCGCCGUGUUCAGAUGCGGCAAGACCUUCGAGGUUGACACGAGAGACGCCAAGAGCUGGUUCCAACGAGACUCUGUCUAA